Aaosphaeria arxii CBS 175.79 is the source of this 1614-nucleotide messenger RNA. RefSeq names its product TRAUB-domain-containing protein. Gene Ontology annotation, biological process: maturation of SSU-rRNA from tricistronic rRNA transcript (SSU-rRNA, 5.8S rRNA, LSU-rRNA). The coding region runs from base 35 to 1519 and encodes 494 amino acids. NCBI's taxonomy places the organism in Eukaryota, Fungi, Ascomycota, Dothideomycetes, Pleosporales. The record is from RefSeq and is a predicted model, not a curated record. The transcript has 3 exons. Gene Ontology annotation, cellular component: nucleolus; nucleus.
CGCGAAUAAUUCAAUUGCGACAACAUCGCGCAAGAUGGCAAAGUCAAAGCUCAAAGAUUUGGACCCGGAAGCACUUCUCGACCCGAACCCAAGUUCUAGCGACGAAGAAGGCUCCGCAUUUUCCGACUCCGAACAGGAAGAAGACGCAAACGCAGGUCGCGAGCACUACCAGGAUGUUGGCAAAAGUAAACUCAGGAAGAAGGAAGUUGUGCCUUUAGGACCGCAAUAUACUGGAUCGCGAGUCACUCGGGACGAGAUCGAGGACGAGGAUAGCGAUGAUCCAUUUGCUAGAAGCUAUGGUAUCGAGGAUGGAGAAGAAGAUGAUGAUGAGGAUAGUGAGGAUGACAGCAUUGGAGGAGUUGCUCUCAAUGGUCAUGGAGCCGCCGAAAGUAGCGAGGGAGAGGACAAUGAGGAAGAAGAGGGUUCUUUUGACGACGAAGGGGGCAUGGAGGGAAUCGAGGACGAAGAUGACGGUGAAUCUGGAUCCGAAGAAGACGAUGGAGAUGAAGAGGAGGAGGAGGAUGAAGACGAGACUGCUGAUAUCUCGGAUAAAAUUCGAUCCAUGAUGACUGACACCACAGCCAUGAGUUCUGCAAUCUCGCAAGCUGCGAAGGCAGAUGCGGAGAAAGGCCGAGCGAUAAAGACACAACGGAAGACGUACGAUUCGCUGCUCAACACACGCAUCAAGCUCCAGGGCGGCUUGAUUGCUACAAAUUCUAUGAAUGCGGACACGAACGCCGAUGCCAUUGCGCCCCAAGAUGCAAUUGAAGCGGCAGAGGCGGCAGCCUUGACACUCUUAAACCAUUUAACGGCUCUGCGCGAGAGUUUAGACUCGUCUAAAGCCGGACAAAAACGAAAACGAGCAGUUUUCACAUCGAGCACGUCAGACGCAGAAAUUUGGUCAGCUAUCACGCAGACAGAAUCCAGUGCCGUCCCUCACCGAAAUACAAUUCUCGACAAGUGGUCGACCAAAACGAGAGGAGCAACGAUUACCACUGGAAAACUUACAGGUGGUGUAGCGCAGACCAUCACGGACGUCCUCGGGAACCAGCUGCGUGAUACAGGUCGCUUGGUCGAACGCACCCAGGUUCCUCGUUCUUGUGCGCCCAUACAAGCAGCUGCCAGUGUAGAGUCAUCGCCGGCGAUCUACGAUGACGCAGACUUUUAUUCUCUGCUCCUAAAAGAGCUCCUUGAAAAUCGUUCAGCUGAGCUCAACGCUAAGGGAGUUGGCGAGUUUGUUGUAUCACAACCCUACGAGCUCAUGCGCCAAGCAAAAACGAAGAAAGUUGUCGACACGAAAGCAUCGAAGGGGCGCAAGAUGCGUUACACCGUACACGAAAAACUCCAAAAUUUCAUGGCUCCGGAGGACAAGAAUGCCUGGGGUGAACGGCAGAGGGAGGAGCUCUUUUCGAGUUUGUUUGGUCGCAAGGGUGGACUUGGUGAGGAUGAUGAGUCUGACCACACUGACGAUGAAGAUGUAAAUGCUGAGGAGGAAGGACUGACAUUAUUCCGAAGCUAAAUAACGGAAACUGGAUAUCAUUUGAUAAACUUGUUACUUGAAUGAGAAUCCUACGGAAAUGUCUCCAAAGAAGUGGUUAGUCUCAGACUACCACC